Molecule: messenger RNA, 948 nt
Organism: Tinamus guttatus (white-throated tinamou)
Lineage: Eukaryota; Metazoa; Chordata; Aves; Tinamiformes; Tinamidae
Gene: SYCP3
Product: synaptonemal complex protein 3
Biological process (GO): spermatid development; meiotic cell cycle
Cellular component (GO): synaptonemal complex
Source: RefSeq, a predicted model, not a curated record
UUUGAAGUACUGUGGGAGAAGUUGUGUAACAAAUACAGUAUAUUGUUUCAGUAGGAAGAAAAUCUUGCUAUGGCACCAUCAGGAAGAAAGCAUCAAGGAAAAGCUGGUAAAGCAGCACAGGAAGAUCAAGCCAUACCUGCCUAUGACUUUCAAGACGAAAGAAAAGAUCUGAGUGGAUCUGAGGAAGAUAUUAGAGAAGGUGAAACACCAGUGGUGGACAAACAUGGGAAGAAAAGACCUUUGGUGACUCCUCAUGUGGUUUCAGAUGAUGUGGGGGGUGAAGUACAGAAUAUGUUGGAACGAUUUGGAGCUGACAUUAACAAGGCUCUCCUAGCUAAAAGGAAAAGAUUAGAAAUGUAUACUAAAGCCUCACUCAAAACCAGUAACCAGAAAAUUGAACAUGUUUGGAAAACACAGCAAGAGCAAAGGCAGAAGCUCAAUCAUGAGUAUUCCCAGCAGUUCUUGACUUUAUUUCAGCAAUGGGAUAUAGAUGUGCAGAAAGCAGAAGAACAGGAAGAAAAGCUAGCAAAUAUGUUUCGUCAGCAGCAGAAACUUUUUCAACAGGCAAGAGUAGUGCAAAGUCAGAGACUGAAGACAAUUAAGCAACUCUAUGAGCAGUUCAUAAAGAGCAUGGAAGAGCUGGAAAAGAGCAACGAAAAUCUUCUGGCUGGUGCACAAAGUGAGCUUCGCAAAGAAAUGGCUAUGUUGCAGAAGAAGAUUAUGAUGGACACUCAACAGCAGGAGAUGGCAACUGUUCGCAAGUCUCUUCAGUCCAUGUUAUUCUGAUGGCUCAAUGGAGAAACCACUUUUACCUAAGUAACAUGAUACAAGUAUAGGCAUUAGCCAUAGAGAAGUAUGUUACGAUGUCAACGUUGUAAAGUUCCUAUUAAAUGGUUUCAUGGAUUGUUCUAAGCUCAUGUUUCAUAAUGCUGUAAGAUAGAGUAGUGG